UGCGCAGCAACUGCCUGUGCCUCCUGGUCUUCGAUGACCUGAAAAGAGCCAUCCUCCAGCGGGUCGGCCGAAGCCCAGAGCAACAUCGCCAGCGGUUCCGUUCGCUGGUCCUGGGCGAGAGCGGCCGGCCCUUUGUGAUGGCACAACAGCUCCGGGACUCAUGCCGCAAAUGGCUGCUGGCUGAGGGAAGCGACGUCGACCACAUCAUCGACCGGGUGGUACUGGAGCAGUUUGUCACUCGCCUGCCAAAGAAGACUGCAGAGUGGGUCCAGUGCCACCGACCGACGUCGCUGGACUCAGCCAUCCAGCUGGCGGAGGAUCAGAUGGUAGCGUGCCCUGGGGUCGGCGAACCCCUUCCAGCUGUCUCUCUCUCGUCACCUUUACUUUCUCCCUCUCUCUCUCCCUCUGCCGCUCGACCUGUUCCCCUUCCUAGGUCCCGUCCUCCAGGUCUUCCUGGGGUCCCACCUCGAGGACAGGGUGGGACUGGCCAGGAUUAUGCCGCUGGUCUGAGAGUCCCGCCCAGGGGGGCGGGGCUGACCACCGUUGGGACCGAUACGGUCUCCGUUUCCCUGCUCUCUCCACGCCACUCACUUAAUCCACUUCCUGCCACUAGGGUGGCGGGGAGGUCUGGGCCGGCCUGUUGGCGUUGCGGGGACCCGGGGCAUUUUAUUGACAGGUGUCCGGUGAUGGAGGUGGGGACGAUGAUCCGGGUCCCCGAUGCACCUCAGGCUGCCCCCGGUCAGGCUGGCGGGUACCAAAUACCUACUGGCGCGUCGGACAGGGGGCUGGGUGCAGUCCUGUCCCAGGAGGUAGAGGGGGAGGAGCGGCCGGUGCUGUACAUUAGUCGCAAGCUCUCGAAGAGAGAGACUAAGUACAGCACCAUAGAGAAGGAGUGUUUGGCCAUCAGGUGGGCUGUCCUCACCCACCGAUAUUAUCUCCUGGGACGGGAAUUCACUCUCUGUUCGGACCACGCCCCUCUACAGUGGCUCCACCGCAUGAAGGAUACCAACAUGCGGCUCCCCGGCCUGAGUCGGGCAGUGGGGGUAUGUGGCGAGGGGGGCGUGGUUCAGCGAGGUCUGCAGCGGGAGAGAGAGCUGGGAGACGAGCGGUGAGUAAGUGGGUCAAGUGCAGAUGACAAACUGCAUCACUGUCUGGUACGGGAACUGUACUGCAGCAGACCGCAAGACCCUACAACGGACAGUGAACACUGCUGCAAGGAUCAUCGGUGCCCCUCUCCCCUCCAUCCUGGAUAUUUUCCUCACACGAUGCUCCA
Messenger RNA from Onychostoma macrolepis, 1273 nucleotides. RefSeq lists its product as uncharacterized. Gene Ontology annotation, molecular function: nucleic acid binding; zinc ion binding. NCBI's taxonomy places the organism in Eukaryota, Metazoa, Chordata, Actinopteri, Cypriniformes, Cyprinidae. The transcript has 2 exons. Bases 138 to 1112 code for a protein of 324 amino acids. The record is from RefSeq and is a predicted model, not a curated record.